This is a messenger RNA of Prorocentrum cordatum, 2694 nucleotides long. The record is from the annotation of a GenBank genome assembly. NCBI's taxonomy places the organism in Eukaryota, Dinophyceae, Prorocentrales, Prorocentraceae.
AUGGGCGGCUUGGUCAGCUACGACGACGUGGACGACGACGGCAACAAGAGCCAGUGGCUGCUGUGCAAGGAGGAGUCGGUAGUGUACGAGCGUGGUUUCAGCUACCUGCCGAUCUCGAAGGUGUGGGCCCUUUUGGCCAGCAAUGACACAGCUUUCGUCGCGAACUGGACCGAGGCCAAGACCGCUGCCUCGACAGGCGACACGACUUUCCAGCAGGAGACCGUCACCUCGUCGUUCGUGGAUCGCGUCAGGAUCGAGCGCAAGUUCACGGCCUUGAACGCUGCGGAGUACAAGAAAGUUGUGCUACAGCCACCUCGGUUUCGGCAGACCAGGUGGCUUCCGACGAUGAUGAUUCCCAGGGAGCGGGGUUCGCCUGGCCUCGAGCAGGUGUGGCUCUUCUGCUACGGCCCCGACCUCCCGUUCAGGAGCGUUGUGAUCGAGCAGGCGUCUGGAGUUGAGCGCGCCUGCGUCAUGGUGGACACCGCCUCCCACCUGUGCGAGAACCAGGCCCAGGACAUCAUGAACUGGAAGGUCAACAACAUGAUCCACGAUUGCGAGGUUUCUGACAGCAAGCACGUACCAUUCGACAAACAACUGGAGAGAGAGUUCUACACCGUGAAAACGUGGAGUGCCAAGAUAAACGGGAAAUCACGCGUUGACCCCGGGGAUGCAGCCACGGACGACGGCGCGACCAGGUUUGGCGACGAUGGCGAGGACGAGACCAACAUGGGAGAUGAUGCAGAUGAAGCGUCGCAGCAGCCCGCUGGGGCGUCCAGGGCGCCAGCUGCAGGAAAGGGCGCGACGGCGCCACCGUCGGCGAAGAAGCUGGGCGCCCACUCCGUCGGCACCAGCUCGAACAGCGACCUCGGGGGCGCGCAUCCCAUCGAAGAGCUGGACGACGCCGACAGGCACAUCAACCAUCUCAACUUGUUCGUGGCCAUGGCGAAGGGCAAGCUCGGAGUGCAGCUGAACUUCGCCACCCAGGCUCUCAGCAAGUACAACGCAGAUCCCGAUAUGCAGACCGAGUACAAGAAGUUGAAGAAACAUUUGAAGCUCUUCGCCCUAGCCGAUUCGCUGCACGCGAACAACAUCGGACAGCUGCAGCAAUCCGAGAUGGACGCUGUUUUGACUACUGUCGCAUCUGUGGUUCGCAUUCCUGCCUGCGUCAGCGUUGCAGUGUUGAAGGCGAAAGCCACCACGGCAGCUCUGAAGGCAUCGAGCGUUGACCACGCCAUCGACCUGAUGCGCAUGACGUGGCCGCUGUCUGCGGGAGCCGUCGCCGAGGAGAGCCCGACGUCGCCGAAGCUCUGGCAGAUCGACGUUGUCUUCGCUGAUAAGCGUAAGCUCUUCAUUGACUUAUUCGUUCGGACCUUUUUCUCGAAGCUGAUCGCCAAUGGCGAGGCCAUCGUGUCAGAUUUACUGCAGGUCAUCUGCCUCGAGUUCGAUCGCGAGCUGACCUCGGUUGCCGAGAGUGCCACGACCGCCGAAGACCAGGCCGCCUUCAUGUGCGAGAUGACCUGCCUGGUCGACACCGUGGCGACCGUGUUUGACCCGAUCCGCGCCUUCAAGGAGGACUCUGGCGAAGAUCAUCUAGCCAACUUGACUUCGCUCCAGCGCGAGGAAAAGAACAAGCCCAUCUUGGAGAUGGUUAGCCUUGCAUUUGCCGGCGUGCCGCGCUACCACGACGUGAUCAACUCACUGGUGAUGAACAAGGUCAGGAUCUCCGAGAACAGGGCUGAGUUCAACGCCGUCCGAGCGCAAUCCCAGUCCGUGCUUGGUACUUGGACGUCCGACCGUGAGGCUGCGAUCAAGACUGCGACGAAUUGCGUCGGCAAGAUCGCCGCGGACACGUUGGGCUCGGACGGCGCUGACCUCCCACCACUUCUGUUGCAAGCGAUGUUGAAGCACGCCGUGCAGAAGUUCCCGCUGGACACCAAGUUCCCGCAGUGGCUCGACGCGGCGACGACCAAGGAGAACAACCAGGGGAGGGGCAACGACGUCAACGCGCUCCACGUGGCGCUGGAGGCCUUCGCGAAUGAUGAGAGCGAGGAGACGUUCGGCACGGUCGAGGCGGCUGUUGGUGCAGUUGGGAUUUGUCCGUGGUGCCUUCGCCUUUCGGUCGACGAGUUCCCGAGCAAGUUGGUCAAUCGCGUGGCGAGCUGCACCGUCGACCUUGCCCAGGGGACUGGCGCGGGCGUUAGCGCGGACCAGACCGCUGACAUGAUGCAGAUCCUAGUCGAGGCUUCGUCGCUCCACGGGGCGUGCGACAAGCUGAUGGCCGACCACAAGACCGAGGAGAUGGACUUCGACGUGCAGAGUGCGCUGGGCCAGCCGACCCAGGUAGCGACCAUCCAGCUGCUCCAGCGCAAGGUGGUCAAGCACGUGACGGACCUCGCGGGCGUCGAGGCGGCGGUCGGCGUCCGCCAGCGCGCCGAGGAGAGCGCCCGCAAGGGCCGCGAGGUCCUCGACGUGCUCGGCGAGGCGGCCGCGCAGAAGGCGAAGGACCAGGUGGAGGCCGUGCUCGAGCUCGUCGCCAACGUUCGCGGCGGGCUCUCUGGCGGCGGCCGCUGGGUCGACGCCGUCCCCGAGGGCCAGCUCGGGGCAUGGGAGGUAGUCUUCUCGGUGGCCGAGAAGAGCAUCAUGAAAGACAAGGCCGUGGCUGGCCUCAGGAAGCCGCUCGAGGCUCUCGAGAAG